AUGAGAUCAAAUUCUCAUUAGGUAAUUGGAGAAUUACCAUAAGUGAAUGCUGAUCCUAGUCCAGAUAUGCAAACUAUAGAAAUCAAGAAAGAUGAAUCAAGUAAUAAAUUAUUCAUCUAUAUUAGCAUAUCGUUUUUCGAAUACAAAUAUUUGCAAUAUAGAAUAAUUAAUUUUACACUCUAUUUAUGAAGGUAACAUAGAUUAAUUAAAAUCAAUGAAAAUCCAUCUUAGAGAUUUAAAUUAUUUAGAAGAAUUUAGUGAAGAUUUUAUAGAUAAAUAAAUAUUUCCUUUAUCUUUGGCAGUUGCUACAGGUUAGUUAGAAAUAGUAAAGUUGCUAUUACAAAAUGAAGCAAUAGAAGUUAAUAUGGUUAGUAAACCAUAAGAAUUAUCAGCUUUAAAAUUAGCUUGUAGCAAUGGAUAUUAUGAAAUAGCUGAGCUACUAGUCUAAUAAGAUGCUAAUGUAAAUUAAGCAGAUUCUAAAGGAUCAGUGCCUUUAUUUUAUUGUUUCAGUAGGUUAGAAGAAGAAACUAAUUACUUCGAGAACAAACAAUUAUGUUUUAAACUGGCUGAAUUGUUGAUUGAUAAUGGAGCAAAUAUUGAUGCAGUAGUAAAUGUAGAAAAAGGAUAUACAUUAUUAAUGUUAUUUUGUUCAGUUAAAGAUAAAUUAAAUCCAAGAGAUUUAAGAGUAAAUUUAGAUGUAAUACGAUUCUUACUCUCAAGAGGAGCAUCAAAAGAAAAAUUAAGUACUAAAGGCAAAACAGCUUUAUAAUUAUCAAAACAUCAUUGUGCAAAAGAGGAAGUUUAAAAAAUGCUUAAAGAUGUCAAACCUACUUAAUACAAAAUAUUCUCUCAUAGACCUCAAAUUAUUUAAUAAUAAGUUAUCAAAUAAGAAGGAGUCAAAGCGUCUGGAAAUAAUAAUGGAUUAUGCUGUGGACUUUUAUCAUCUAGUAGAAAUAGACCAUAAUCAGAAAAAUCAUGGUGGUAAUUUUUUUGAAUAAAAC
Paramecium sonneborni is the source of this 1001-nucleotide messenger RNA. The record is from the annotation of a GenBank genome assembly. NCBI's taxonomy places the organism in Eukaryota, Ciliophora, Oligohymenophorea, Peniculida, Parameciidae.